Chaetomium globosum CBS 148.51 is the source of this 1161-nucleotide messenger RNA. RefSeq lists its product as uncharacterized. NCBI's taxonomy places the organism in Eukaryota, Fungi, Ascomycota, Sordariomycetes, Sordariales, Chaetomiaceae. The transcript is spliced from 4 exons. The coding region runs from base 1 to 1161 and encodes 386 amino acids. The record is from RefSeq and is a predicted model, not a curated record.
AUGCGUACCACCGCUCUCUCUCUGGGCGCUCUCGCCCUGGGCCUCGCCAGCGCCCACGAGUACCCCAACUGCGAGUCGGACAACUGCUACCGCAACUUGAUCGACCCCCGCUUCGCUGAUGAGGCUGUUUCGUGGUGCCCGGAGUUCCUGGCCGCCACCACUACCGAGGCUGCGGCUAUCCCCACCAACUUCGGCAACUGCGACGGCGACGUCAAGGCUGAGCCGGAGGAGCCCACUUCGACUGAGGAGGCCACCACCACUGAGGCUCCCGAGACCACGACUACCGAGGCCCCCGAGCCCACCACCACCAGCGAUGAUGAUGACGACGAGUGCACCGCCACUGAAACCGAGACCGAGGCUCCCGAGACCACCACCACCGAGGCCCCGGAGCCUACCACCACCAGCGAUGAUGGUGACGAUGAGUGCACCGCAACCGAGACCGAGACCGAAGGCCCUGAGCCCACCACCACCGAGGCCCCCGAGUCUACCACCACCGAUGAUGGUGACGACGAUGCACCGCCACCGAGACCGAGACCGAGGGUCCUGAGCCCACCACCGAGGCCCCGGAAGCCUACCCACCACCAGCGAUUGACGGUGACGACGAGUGCCACCGCCCACCGAGACGGAGACCGAAGGGCCCUGAGCCCACCGAAGACCUCGACCACCCAGUGGACCACCAGCACCAUCACCACCACCACCACCCGCACCAUCACCUCGUGCUCCGCCUCGGUGACCAACUGCCCCGGCGGCGGCAUCCCCACCGUCACCACCGAGACCAUCGUCACCACCACCGUGUGCCCUGUCACCGACGAGCCCGAGGGUCCGGAGCCGACCGAGACCGAAGGCCCGGAGCCGACCGAGACUGAUGAGCCGGAGGGUCCGGAGCCGACCGAGACCGACGAGCCCGAGGGCCCUGAGCCGACCGAGACUGAUGAGCCUGAGGGCCCUGAGCCGACUGAGACCGAUGAGCCCGAGGGUCCCCAGCCGACCGAGAACCCCUCCGACAUCCCCACCCCUGUCCUUACCCUCUCCACUGCCUUCACCUCGGACGAGGUCGCCCAGCCCACCACCUCGGGCCCCGUCACCGCCGGUGCCGGCCGUGCCGUCCGCGGCGCCAGCACCAUUGCUGCCAUCGCCGCUCUCUUUGCUGCUUUCCUGUAA